AGGCGGGGAAAAGCUACGCUAGCAGCCUCGACGCCAUUUGCUGCUGCUGAGCGUGGGUGCAAGCGGAUCGCGGCAGAACCUGAUCGCUACUCUCCCGCGCACGCAGCUCGGCCUCCAGCGCCAGCCUAGUCCCACGCGGUCCUUCGCCGCACCCGUCGCGCCCCUCGGAGGAGUCGCCGGCGCCGCAGAACCCCUGGACAUCAGAGAAGCCGCUUGAUCGUCUUUACCACCAUGCCCAAGAAUAAAGGUAAAGGAGGUAAAAACAGACGCAGAGGUAAGAAUGAGAAUGAAUCUGAAAAAAGAGAAUUGGUGUUCAAAGAGGAUGGGCAAGAAUAUGCUCAGGUAAUCAAGAUGUUGGGAAAUGGACGAUUAGAAGCGAUGUGUUUUGAUGGUGUGAAGAGGUUAUGUCACAUCAGAGGGAAAUUGAGAAAAAAGGUUUGGAUAAAUACUUCAGAUAUCAUAUUGGUUGGUCUCCGAGAUUACCAGGACAACAAAGCUGAUGUGAUUCUAAAAUACAACGCAGAUGAAGCGAGGAGUCUAAAAGCAUAUGGCGAACUUCCUGAGCAUGCUAAGAUCAAUGAAACUGAUACAUUUGGUCCUGGAGAUGAUGAUGAAAUUCAGUUUGAUGACAUUGGAGAUGAUGAUGAAGACAUUGAUGAUAUCUAAAUUGAACCCAACGUUUUACAUUCCACUUUUUCAGAAGAUUGUCCUACAAUUUGGAUUUUGGCCAUAACCCUCCAAGAAGAAGUUUUCAUUAGCAUGAUUGUAAUUUAUUAAGGCAGUUCGAUUUGGUUCUAAGGUAUUUGUUUCUGUAAAAUCUGUUAAUAAUAAAUUACCUUAACUGACAUGUUAAUCCCAUUUUAUUCUAUUGAUAUAAUGGAGCUUAUGGAUAGAAAACCCUUUGUAUUUCAAGUUAAUUCAUUACUGCCUUUCCUGCUUUGACCACUUCCAGUAAGUAAAUGGACAUUUUGAAUAAACCACUUGCCUUGUAUUCAUUAUAGAUUAUGAUUAACCCCUAACUUUUGACUAGCCUACUGAAUAUGUAGAAUCUUUCUCUAUAUUCUCAUUAUGUAAAUGUUCCCUCAAGAUUUUGAUAAGAUUUAUAGGAGGCCUAUAUCUGCAUUUGAUUUUAAAAAGAUUUGUUUUCCCUCCUUAGUAACAUGGCUAUUUUUACGCUAAUUUUGAUAUCAUUACAUUGUUCUCAUGAUUUUGUUUUGCCAUCAUAUGCAUGGGCUGGGGGAAGCAUUUCCCAAAUGUUUUUAGAACCUGGGUUUUAAUACCAAUUUUGAAUUUGUAAGGUUAGUUAUACAAAUUAAACACUAGGUGGCACCCACUUAACAGUGGAAAUAGUGAUGUGACCGUUGAGGUGCUUUGUUUUGUUUUUUAAUUACUGUGCUAAAAAAAUUUCCCAAAUAAGAGGUUUUUUUUGAUCAUAUAUGUAGGCUAUUUUACAGAACAAAAAAGAUUUGUUUAAAAAUAUUAACUUUCAGAAGUCAUGCAUGGAGUUGGAAUUGUGAAUGCUUUAUAAGCAUUUAAGUGCUGGGGUAUAGCUCAGUGAAAAGUCCCUAGGUUUGAUCUUCAGUACAAUACUGGGAGAAAAAAAAAGAUCAAUAAUUUCUGAUGGAAGAGAGAGCUACCAUGAGAUGAGAAAUGCAGUAAAAUAUUUGUGCUGCAGAGUAGAUUAUAUCCUCACUAUAAUACAAUAAGAUUACAAUAUGUGGGCAAAUUUGAUUGGUGUUUUUGUUGGGAAUUUAGGUUUACCUUUAUUGUAUUUCUCAGGUUUUCUAAUAAAAGGAAGUCAGGGCUGGGCUAGCCCCACCUCACUAGCUACAUCCCUGUCAUUGUCAUCUUAAAGCACAUCCAUCCAUCACGUCGCUGGUGGAACUUUCACUAUGUUGCUCUCCAGAGAACUUUUCAGUGAUGAAAAGUAAUACACAGCAAAUAAACAAGCUCAUUUAAAAUCCCACUGCAGCUAAUUUUCUUUCCUAAGUACGCAAACUGAAUUCAAAAUAUGAGGUACUAUAAACAUUAUGACAGUGUAUGUUUGUGAUUCCUGUUUCUUAUUCUAUGGAAUUUCUGUGCAUUUACCUAGGUGGAAUGCAGCUAAGACCAAGGGCUGGUUUUUAAUAACUCAGAAGAAACCAUCCUUGAACAACUUGGCAAUUGUCUUCCUCAGUAACCUAAGCUUGGGAUAUUUAUGCUUGUAUGCCUAAAAAUGUUUUGCUAAAUUUACAGUGUAUAUAGAUCCUUACAUGUGAUUUUACAAAGAAUGUUUAAACUCUACAUAUGUGCUACAGUUUUGUUAGGGAUAAUGCAACUCAAAAAAUCAGGUUUUCUGCUUAUCUCCUCUAGCAAAUACAGUUUAAGAGUUUUUAAAAACUUACUAUGAAAAAAAAAAAAAACAACUUACUAUGACCCCAAUUCAUGUACCUGCUGGUGGUAGAUAUUUUCAUGUGUUGGUAAUAACAGCCCAAUCUAGUGCUGUUUACAUCCUGGAAAAUAUAGAAUCAUAAUUAAAAUAGUUGAGGCACAGUUGUAGCUCAUACAUAGUGCUAAUUUGAGAAAUUCUUUGAAAUGUAUUUGAUGUAAAAUUUGUAUAGCUUCCCUGAUUUGAUUAUGUUUCAAAUAAGGAAUGGAAGUGGUCUACAAGAAAACCUUUUUUGUUUUGUUUGAUGUUUUUGUUGUUUUUUUGGGGGGGCUCCCAUAAUAAAGUGCUAUAAGCAAUACUCAGAAAAUAAAAUAUUUUACACCUAAGAAUAAUGCUUCUUACUGCUAAGAAGUUAUAAUCAGUACUACUAACUGAUAGGAUUACAUUUUUAAUACAGUUUAUUCUAUUUCCAGUUAAAAUAUAUGAUGUUACGUUACUAAAGUAGCUAAAAAACCAAAUGAGGAAUUUGUGUAAAAAGAUUUGCCAAAAUUUACUUGACUGUUGAAUCUUUCUUGAACAUCCAGCUUUUAAAGUGACUUCUUAAGAAGUCUAUAAACUAUGCAUGAUGAAAAUUUUUAUAUUUUAAUGAAAAAUAGCCAUUGGUUUUCUCAUCAUAUCUGGAAUCAUGGCUAUAAAUAGCUGCUUAAAAACUGUGUGACUUGUAAUUUAACUUAAUCUCAUUUCUUACAUAAAUAUUACACUAUGAUGUUGAAUAACAUCGUUAGUAGGUAUAAACUGCUGUCAGUGUUGACUUCAGAGAAACUCUUGAGUAAUCAAAUAGAUAAAAGCAUGUUUUGACUAAAAUACUUAGGUAGAUUUUUACUUGAUUUUUCUUUGUUUAUAGAUUUAACAACAUCCAGUAUUGACUGUGUCCUGACAGAUAAAAGCAUAAGAACAAAAAUGAGGCUCUUUGUGUUACCUGACACAAACAAUUAAAUGGAUUUGUUUUGGUUUAAGAUAUCUGGCGGGAUGUGGUGGCACAUGUCUCUAAUCCCAGCACUCUGGAGGUUGAGGUAGGAGGAUCUUUGUAAGGUCAAGACAAGCCAGGGUUACAAAGUGAGCUCAAGGUCAGCCUGAACUACAUAGGGAGACCCUGUCUCAAAA
This is a messenger RNA of Octodon degus (degu), 3532 nucleotides long. RefSeq names its product eukaryotic translation initiation factor 1A, X-linked (gene Eif1ax). The record is from RefSeq and is a predicted model, not a curated record. The transcript has 7 exons. Gene Ontology annotation, cellular component: cytoplasm. The coding region runs from base 232 to 666 and encodes 144 amino acids. NCBI's taxonomy places the organism in Eukaryota, Metazoa, Chordata, Mammalia, Rodentia, Octodontidae. Gene Ontology annotation, molecular function: translation initiation factor activity; RNA binding. Gene Ontology annotation, biological process: translational initiation.